This is a messenger RNA of Symbiodinium necroappetens, 726 nucleotides long. NCBI's taxonomy places the organism in Eukaryota, Dinophyceae, Suessiales, Symbiodiniaceae. The record is from the annotation of a GenBank genome assembly.
AUGUUCAAAUUCUUGGGCGUGGGGCCUGCUGGGCCUGCUGGGCCUGCUGGGCCUGCUGGGCCUGGCCAGCACGACGAAGCAGGAAUCGAGACUCCGCGGCGGCUCUUUGUGAAUCUCCUAGACUAUUCCAGAAAUCAAGCUGGGACCCCGGGUCCGGAAAAGGAUGGCAAGUUCUACAUGGCCCUGGAGCUCGGACAUGAAAGUCUGGAUAUGUGGUUGCGAACGACUGGCCUCAUCCGGAUGGCAAACGUCAUCGAAGUUGCCAGGUCCCUUCUUGCAGCCUUGGAGUUUCUGCAUGGCCUCGGUUUCGUGCACUUGGAUGUUAAGCCUGACAACAUCAUGCGCUUUGGGUCGCUGUGGAAGCUGAUCGACUUCGGAAGUUGCCUAUCUGUGGGCGACGUCGUGCCAAUGCACAGCUUCGGCUUCACGCCCCUCUACUGCAGCCCAGAGUUGGCUGAAGCCGCCUUGGCCGAAGCCGACGGGCUCGCGCCUCUCCGUUGGCCGCUCCGGGCUCGCCCGGCCAUGGACCUCUGGGCGGUUGGGGUCGUGCUCCUCGACGUUUUGGUUCAGGGCUGUUGCUUUGCAGAGACAAAGGCCAUCGUGCCUGAGUGUCGCCUCAUCACAAGCCACGAAUGGGCCUUGAAGGCCUCCUUGGACCUUGUGGACCUGUUCGCAGAUGCCACUCCCUUCGAAGGCUGGUAUCGUGACUUGGCAACCUGUUCGUAG